Messenger RNA from Thlaspi arvense, 546 nucleotides. NCBI's taxonomy places the organism in Eukaryota, Viridiplantae, Streptophyta, Magnoliopsida, Brassicales, Brassicaceae. The record is from the annotation of a GenBank genome assembly.
AUGCAAAAGAAACGUCUGGAAUCAUCUUUUUGUAGUACAAGUACAGUGACUGAUGAUACUGAAUAUGGUUCUGCUGCAGAGGAUGAGGAAAUUGUUUCAUCUCAAGACUCAUGUGUUACAUCAGACCCUCGGGUUAACAGGUUUCUCUUUCUUCACCCAAGUAAGAAGAUUGCAGAUGCUAAGCUUGCAAAGGACUUUCAAGCUGUGUUGAAAGAGUUUCAGAAAGCUCAACAAACAGCUGCUGAAAGAGAAACAGCUUAUACUCCUUUCGUGCCUCCAUCCGCCACUCCUUCUAGACAGGAGCUCGUGUUGUUAGACAAUGAGGCUGUGAUCAAAGAAAGGGAGAGUAAAGGUAGAGUCUUUGCAUUGCAAGACGAACCUGAGGUAGCUCGUGUUUGGUUGCCAAACAGCGAUUCACCUGGUUUAGCAAUGGCUAGAGCUUUUGGCGACUUUUGUCUCAAAUAUUACGGUUUAGUCUCAGUCCCAGAUACCAACUACCGCCGCCUAACAGAACGAGACCAUUUCAUUAUUCUUGCUAGCGACGGG